UGUGAGACUCCAAGAAAAUGGCUGAGGCUGGUAUGUCGACAGAUCAGGAUCGGUUCAGCUGUCCAGUGUGUCUGGAACUCCUAAAGGAUCCAGUGACUACUCCCUGUGGCCACAAUUUCUGUAAGAUGUGUAUUAAUGGCUUCUGGGAUAAAGAAGAUCAGAAGGGCAUCUACAGCUGUCCUCAGUGUAGAGAGACUUUCACUAAAAGGCCUGUUCUACGCAGGAACAACAUGCUGGCUGAAGUGGUGGAGGAGCUGAAGAAGACUGAACUCCAAGCUGUUUCUCCUGCUCGCUGUUACGCUGGACCUGAUGUGGAAUGUGAUUCUUGCACUGGGAGAAAACGCAAAGCUCUCAGGACAUGUCUGGUUUGUUUGGCCUCCUAUUGUGAAGAUCAUCUUCAACCUCACUAUCAGUCUCCUGCCUUCAAGAAGCACAAGUUGGUUGAACCCUGUGCAGAGCUCCAAGAGAAGAUCUGCUCUGAACAUGACAAACUACUGGGGAUCUACUGUCAUACUGACCAAAGCUUCAUCUGUUACUUGUGUACAUUAGAAGAACACAAAGGUCACAAUACUGUCUCAACUGAAGCAGAAAGAACUGAAAAACAGAAUGAGCUAAAGAAGGAGCAGAUGAAAUCCCAACAGAGGAUCCAGGAAAAGCAAAAGAAGGUGAAGGAGCUGAAACAGACUGUAGACAUCAUUAAGAGGCGUUCACAGGAAGCAGCAUUUGACAGUGAGAGGAUUUUCAAUGAGCUGAUCAGCUCUAUGGAGAAAAAGCGCUUGGAGGUGAUGGAGCUGAUCAGAGCUCAGGAGAAAGCUGAUCUGAGUCGAGCUGAACAACUCCUGAAUCAACUGGAGCAGGAGAUUGCUGAUCUUAAUAGGAAAGUCACUGAGAUGGAGCAGCUUUCACACACACACAAUGACAUCCACUUCCUCCAGAGUUUCCCGUCUCUCUGUGUUUCUCCUGGAUGUGACGACUCACUCAGCUUCACUGUCAAUCAACAUCUCUCAUUUGAUGGAGUGAGGAAAUCUCUCUCAGAUCUGAAAAAACAAGUCGAGCAAAUCUGUGAGAAGAAAGUCAAAAACGUCUGUCUAGAAGCUGCAACAAUCCAGAUGAUUUUACCCUCAGAACUAAAGAGCAGAGAAGAUUUUUUGCAGUAUUUCCGUUAUCUGACUCUGGAUCCAAACACAGCACAUCGUGAGCUAAUUCUGUCUGAGAAGAACAGAGUUGUGACAUGGAGUAGGACAAAACAACAAUACUCUGAUCAUCCAGAGAGAUUUGACUCUUGUCCUCAGGUGUUGUGUAAGGAGAGUGUGUGUGGACGCUGUUACUGGGAGGUGGAGAGGAGAGGUGUUGUGUCCAUAUCAGUCUCAUAUAAGAUAAGCAGGAAAGUAGAAGGUAAUGAGUGUUUGUUUGGAUACAACAAUCAGUCUUGGAGUCUGCGGUGUUCUUCUUCCUCUGUCUUUUUCAUGCACAACAACAUUGAGACUGACCUCCAAGGUCCAGUGACCUCCAGAAUAGGAGUGUAUGUGGAUCACAGUGCAGGAACUCUGUCCUUCUACAGCGUCUCUGAUGUGAUGAGGCUACUUCACAGAGUCCACACCACAUUCACUCAGCCGCUAUACCCUGGAUUCUGGAUACGGAGCUAUGAUUCACAUAUUUCUUUGUGUGAUCCAAAAUAAGUAUGUACGAAAAAAAUGUGGGUUUCUUUUGCGUUUCUUUGUGAAUAAUAAAACUCUCAAACUGCUGCAUUCUCAAAAUGCUGCUGUUAUUUUGUGUUUUGCUGCCAGUAGACUUUAAAUUACAUUUUUUUAAAGACUACAGUGAUAUAGAAAUUGCUGAAUUCAUAAAUCAGUUGCUCAAAAGUUUCAGUUUAAACAAUUGAAUCUUUUAAAAUUGAACAACUGACAAUAAUACAGUAUGUUAUUAUAACAUCUUUACUGGUUACUUCCUCUCCGGCCCGCCCUCAGGGACCCCUCACCUGAGAACUGAAUCAGCUUAUGGUCAAGAUGCACUUCCUGUUUUAAGGACAUUUAAGCCUUACUCAUGACAUUAUUGGUGCAAAGUUUUAUUAGUGUUAGCCCUGCAUACCCAGCUGCUUAUUGCUUUUUCUCUCUAAGGAUUUCCAUGUGUGUUUGAUCUUGUUUUGUUUAUUCGUUUGUCAGAUUUGUUUGCCACGUGACUGUUGAGCACUAUUGUGUUUUGGAUUAUUUCCUGUUCUUUGCCCCUUUUCUCCCUUGCUAUUUUGGAUUUUGCUUGCUUUUUGAAUUGUAUUAAACUCAGAUAUUUAUAGGAA
Molecule: messenger RNA, 2293 nt
Organism: Tachysurus vachellii
Lineage: Eukaryota; Metazoa; Chordata; Actinopteri; Siluriformes; Bagridae
Product: E3 ubiquitin-protein ligase TRIM16-like
Exons: 6
Coding region: 18-1679 (553 amino acids)
Molecular function (GO): protein binding; zinc ion binding
Source: RefSeq, a predicted model, not a curated record